CAAUGCCACAUGGUUUGUCCUAAGCAUCAUCAUCAUCUUCUUCUCCUCCUCCAUCUCUGCCCUUUCCUCUUUGUACUUCAUUUUCUUGGUUAGCAUUAGAAAAGUCUGAAAGCUACAAACAAGCUAAGCUGUCACUCUCUUCCCAUCUCCCCCUCUCUCUCUCUCUUCUAUACUACUACUACUUUCACAGUUGCAUCAAUUUCAAACAAACCCUAAAUGGACAAAAAGAAAUUUUUUAAUGAAGUUAGAGAAGGAAGUGAUCUUGGUCCCUUCAUUUCCUUCUAGUUUCUCUUCAGCUCACCUCACUCUCUCCCUCUCACUGAUAUUUUCUUAAUAGAGUUGUAGUCUUUCAUUACAUUAUCCACUCCUUUAAGUCCAUCUUUCUAUGUGCAGCAGAAACCUCCAAUGGCAUUUUGUUGACAGGUAGAAUAAGUGAUUCUUCACUUAUUAACCUAUACACCCAACUCAUAAAGUCUUCUGCUUUGGAUUUCUAUUUUAUUUUCUUGACUACCCACUUUAUUGGUUUCUUAAUGGAAUCCAUGUCAGUGAAUAUAUAGAUGGAAAACCAUUGUUCUUCUGCACCACUUAUCUGUAAGUACUCACUCUCUCUUUCUUUCUUUCUCUCUCACCUCUCUCCUUUUCCCCUAUUGUUUGUUGUGUUUAUUUUUUUGUUUUAUGGUCCAAAAUAGUAAUGGUUUCAAUCUUAAGCUUCCCAAUUUCUUGGAACAACACCUUCUUCAGAUAUCAUUAAUAUAUUCCUGUUUCCGAACUACUAGAAAGGUCUGACUUUCUAAUUUAGGUGUGUCUGGUUCUGUCUUUCAUUUUUGAAGAUUUAGAAAAUUGCAAUGUGCUUUAAUCAGCCCAUAGUUUCAUUUCUUGCUUUGCCACUGAAAAAUUUUUAAUUCAUUUUUCACUGUAUGAUCUCCCUCAUAAAUUGUUCCGGAUUGGACUUCAGGGUUUCUAAUACAGUAGUUACAUUUGCAUAUUGCUGUUGUUGGCUUUUUAUUGAUGUUUUGUAUGACAGAGGAUUUUACUCUUUUGAAUCUGUGUGAGUUGAGUUUCUCAUUAAAUACUUAGUUGCUUGGAUUUCUGAAUUUGCUUCUGUUUUGCAAAUUUUCUUAUGUACUUCUGUUUAUUUUGGUGAACUUGUGAACUACAUUCUUCUUUGAAGGUGAUACAAUUACAAACAGCAAGAGAGAAGCUUAGUUGGGGGUUUGGGGGGAACACAAGCUUUAAUUAGAAGUAAAAGAGGUUUUAUGGACUGGAACUUGAAAGCACCAUCUUCGUGGGAUUUGAGUGAACUUGAGCAAGAAACCUUUUCCAACUUAGACACGGUUAAUGGGUCUAGUAGCCUUGGAGAUCAACAUAGGGCCAUCAAAGGGGACUUUUCUGUUGAUUUGAAGCUUGGUCAGUUGAGUGAUUCAGGUAAUAAUCAGUUGGUGGAUAUGUUGAAGCAACAUGGAGGUCCCAAACCUUCAUCGUCAUCGCCUUCCGGGGCUUCAAAGAGGUCAAGGGCAGCUUAUAAUGGAUCCCAGACAGUUUCUUGCCUUGUUGAUGGGUGUAGAUCAGACCUUAGUACUUGUAGGGAUUACCAUAGGCGCCAUAAGGUCUGUGAGCUGCAUUCUAAGACUCCAAUGGUCACAAUUAAUGGUCAGAAGCAACGAUUCUGCCAGCAAUGCAGCAGGUUCCAUUCACUGGAGGAAUUUGAUGAAGGAAAGAGAAGCUGCAGGAAACGUCUUGAUGGACACAACCGUAGGAGAAGGAAGCCUCAACCCGAACCCUUGUCGCGUUCAGGAAGCUUCUUGUCCAACUACCAAGGUACCCAAUUGUUGCCAUUCUCUAGCUCACUUGUAUAUCCCUCCACCACUGUUGUGAACCCAACCUGGGCUGGAGUUGUCAAAGCUGAAGCCGAUACGGGGCUUCAUAACCAUCAUCUACAACACCAGAACAUGUUUAUCGGGUCCUCAACCAGCAGCAGCAGCUACAAUAAAGGAGCAGGGAACAAGCAGCAAUUCGCACUUUUCCAAAGUAGUAACAACAACCAAACUCAUGGAGCUUCUGUCUGCCAGCCCCUUCUGAAUAGCAUUUCAAUGUCAGAAACUGCUACUUCUGGGGCUGCUGCGUCUGAAAAGAGCAAAAUGUUUUGUGACAGGUUAACAACAACUCGAAUCCACCCCGAUUCGGAUUGUGCUCUCUCUCUUCUGUCAUCACCGCAGACGCAGCAGCAGACAUCUGAGAUGGGUUUGAGACACAUGAUGCAGCAGCCUAAUUCGAUAUCUCUCAUGCACCACCACCGCCUCGGCCUUCAUGGGAACAACAACAGCAACAGUAUAGAGCCAAUGGAUUCAGUUCUGGUCUCCCAUGGAUCAAGUGACCAUGCACAUAAUGUUCAUCAGUCCUCAGGAAUGUUCCACAUGGGAUCUGAUGAGUCACAGGGAAAUCAUCAUCAUCAGAGCCCUCAAAAACUUCCCUUUCAUUGGGAGUAGUAGCUACAAAGAAUCACCCGUUUCUUGUAGAUUACGUUGCAUAAUGUAUUUGGAACCUCCUGUAAGAUUUUGGAGGCCUUUCUUAAUUUCAUUAGGUCCUGGAAACAUAAUUACAGAUACUAGCAUUCAGAAUUUCAGAUACUUCCAGCUGCUAUAAAUAUAUUUGGCUCCUCAGGAAUCAUUGAUGGGAGACCAUUGCAGC
Messenger RNA from Rosa chinensis, 2688 nucleotides. RefSeq names its product squamosa promoter-binding-like protein 13A. Gene Ontology annotation, cellular component: nucleus. The coding region runs from base 1257 to 2486 and encodes 409 amino acids. The record is from RefSeq and is a predicted model, not a curated record. Gene Ontology annotation, molecular function: DNA binding. The transcript is spliced from 3 exons. Lineage: Eukaryota; Viridiplantae; Streptophyta; Magnoliopsida; Rosales; Rosaceae.